Penicillium malachiteum is the source of this 510-nucleotide messenger RNA. RefSeq lists its product as uncharacterized. Lineage: Eukaryota; Fungi; Ascomycota; Eurotiomycetes; Eurotiales; Aspergillaceae. The transcript has a single exon. The record is from RefSeq and is a predicted model, not a curated record. The coding region runs from base 1 to 510 and encodes 169 amino acids.
AUGCGCGCUCAGUCCCACCAGAGCGGCAACUAUCCCCGGCGCUCUCUAUCACAGACAUCAGCCACUACUACCUCUUCCAGAAGUACUGAGCGCUCUGACGAGAAGAAGCAUCAUCGUCGGAUAUCCAAUCCACUAUCCUCAAAACUGUUCCGAUCGGGAUCCAAAUCAAAUACCCCGAUCGAAAUCUCCAAGACUCGGCAGUCUACCACAGACACCCACGAUAUCCCUCGGAGUAACCCUGACGACUCCUAUUUUGAUCAACAUCCCGGCUCAUCUAGCCCUGUCAGAAUGUCUCCUGAACCUUUAUCACCUCGCUCUCCCAAGCCAGACUUUGAGAAACAGACCGCACCGGCUCAUACCCGCAAGAACAGUGAUGACUACCGUCGCUAUAGUGGUACCGUGAGUCAUUAUGGUCGUCACUCGAACGAUUGGCUUUUCGGUGGCUUCAGUGUUCGCGAUACAGUGCGUGAUGGUAUCGAGAAGCUACGGAAUCAUGAUAAGGACACCUGA